This is a messenger RNA of Heterostelium album PN500, 4875 nucleotides long. RefSeq names its product TPR repeat-containing protein. Bases 1 to 4875 code for a protein of 1624 amino acids. Gene Ontology annotation, cellular component: Cul4-RING E3 ubiquitin ligase complex. Gene Ontology annotation, molecular function: protein binding. The record is from RefSeq and is a predicted model, not a curated record. NCBI's taxonomy places the organism in Eukaryota, Evosea, Eumycetozoa, Acytosteliales, Acytosteliaceae. The transcript has 4 exons.
AUGAAAAUAUCAUUUAAAUUAAAGACAUUUUAUUUAAAUGAUAUAAACAGUGAUCAAAAGUCGACUUUCAAAGAGUAUCUCGAGAAACAUGGUGCUACCAUUGCCAAAAGAUUCUCUAAAAAUGUCGAUUAUGUAAUUGCAUCUGGUGAGUCUAUCAGUGCAAAUAAAUAUCCAUUGACAAUUGCAACUGCAAAUAAUAUACCGAUUAUAAAUUCAAAUUUCAUUGCAUUUAGAAUCUCUGGUGGAGAGGUUAGUUCACCUCCAUUGCCAAGCGGCGGUAGCAAUAACACUACACUCACAACAAGUAAUAAUUCAUUGAGUCUAUCAAGUGCUUCAACCUCGAAAUUACAUACAUCUAGCAACAAUAACAACACAACACAACUUGUACCAAGUAGUUUACUUUUAGAUCAAGUUGAAGCUGAUCCCGUUGUAACACUUUUAGUUCCUCCAAGUGGCAAUAAUAUUGGAGGAUAUCAAGUAACAGUUUUUGGAGUUGGUUUCGCACCUAAUCCACAGUUUCGUGUAAAGUUUGGAUCGAUCUUUGCAACCAACUAUGAAUUCCAUUCGAAUUCAGCGAUAUUAGUUACAGUGCCACCUGGAAUUGUAUGUGCUCCAGGUAAUGUACCAGUUUCUGCAUCGAAUGACGGUCGUUCCUUUGGAUAUCCAGUCACCUUUAUGUUUUAUGACGCUGUCAUCUACAAGGUGCCGAGUCCAAGCGAACAAGAAGCUGUCAUUGUCAAGUCACAGCUUGCAAACAUCAAGCGUGCCAUCCAUAACAUUCAAAACGUAGAAUCUCUACUCUUAAAACGAUUCGCUACACUCAGUGAAGAGAAGCAACAACAGUUGUUCUUGAUGCCCGAGAGCGGUGCUGCUGCCACUGCCACCUCAUCGGUCGACAAGUCGCGCGCUAUCUCACUCUCUGGCUUUAGCGACGGUUCGAAUAUGGAGAUUGAGUUUGAGUCGGACGAUGAGGAUUCAUCGGUGUCGUCAUCCGACGAUAAGGCUGACCAGCACGGUGCCGCCGGUUCGUCGGACGAGUUUGAAGGUCGUGAAAUUAGAAUAUUCAUCUCCUCGCCAUUCAAAGACAUGAACUUGGAUCGUGACCAAAUCGUUAAGGUCGUCAUUCCAAAGAUUAGAAAGAUCUGUAUUGAGCGUGAUAUCAUUAUUAGCUAUGUCGAUUUGCGUUGGGGUGUCACUGAGCAAGCACAGAUCGGAUUGUCGAUGUGUUUGCGUGAGAUGUCCAAGUGCAAUUUGUUGGUCGGUCUCUAUGGAGAGCGUUACGGCUGGUCGUCUCAGGAGCGUGCAGACCCGCGCACUCAACAACUGUUGACCGCAACCCUCGACAAGGCUGCCUCUGAAUACCCAUGGGUAAACAAACUGCGUGAUUGCUCGAUGACUGAGAUUGAGUAUCGUGCAGUUCUCUCUGGACACGUUCCAAGUUGUCAACAGUCGCUCUUCUACUUCCGUGAUCCAUACUACAUCGAAGAGGUAUCACAAAAGGAGAGAAACAACUUUGUAUCAGAGGGACCGCGUUCCAAAGAGAAGUUAGACAAGUUGAAAUUGGAACUCAACAAACUCUCUGGAGCCAAUGGUAUUCGUGUGGCAGAGUACAGACGUCCAACUAACUUGGCCGAUGUGCUCUACGAAGAUCUCGAAAAGUAUAUCGAUAAGAAGUUCCCAGCCGGACACGAACUUGCUCCGGAUGACAAGGAGCGUUUCCUCCAUGCAGUGUUCUCAAAGAAUCUCUGUAAGAACUACAUCAAGAACGAAGCCAACUUUAUGUCGAUCGAUACAUUCCUCACCAGUAACAAGAGUAACGUCCUCAUGGUACACGGUGAUGUAGGUUCCGGAAAGAGUGCUCUCCUUUGUAACUGGGUGAAACAACACAAAGAUCAACAUCCCGAGGAUAUUAUUGCCACUCACUGGAUCGGUGCGACACCAUCGUCUUCCAAACACUCUGGUUCACUCAUUAGAAUCAUGAUUGAGAUUAAAGCUAUGUUGGAGAAGGAGACUGCCAGCUCCUCAAAGGAAGCAUCGUCUUCGCUAUUCAAGGACACCAGCAGCUCGUGGAUCCCAGAUAUUCCAGAUGCCAACUCCACUUCGGAAAAGAUCACUCAAGAGUUUAGCCAGUUCAUUUCAUUUGUAAUGACACAUCCAUCGAUGUCUGCACGUCGUUUGGUGAUUGUAUUGGACGGUCUCAACAAGUUGGACACACGUGAUAACUCUGCCGAUAUGAUUUGGUUCCCAAGAAACCUGCCAAACAACGCCAAGUUUAUCAUUUCAUCGACAACCACCAGUCGUCCAGUUGAGGUAAUGAAGAAGCGUGGAGUUUCAUUCUUGCAUAUCACUCCACUUCCAGAAGCCGAAAGAAAAGCAAUGGUUCGUCUCUACCUCAAUCGUUUCGCCAAGAAGCUAUCGGACCAACAAGAGCUGCUCAUUGCUAAUUCCAACUCUGCAUCGAAUCCACGUUUCCUCCAGUUGCUAUUGGACGACAUCUGUGUGUUUGGUGACCACGAACGUUUGAAUGAACGUAUUCUCCGACUACUAAAGGCAAGAAACACCGCCGAACUCUAUGAGAUUAUUUUGGAUCGUAUUGAAACCGACUACGAUGUCAAAGGUAAAGGUUUGGUUCGUGACUUCCUCCGUUAUAUUUGGGGAGGACGUAGAGGUAUUGAGAUUGAGCUACUCACUGCUCUCCUCAACAAGAAAGGAAUCGAUCCUCUCGAAUGGAAUUCAUUGUUGGUUUUGAUGGAAGCCUAUAUCUCUUCUUCAUCUGGUCUAUUGUCGUUCCUCAACGACGACAUUGCUGCAGCCGUCGAAAAGAAAUAUAUCACAACCGACAAGAUUAAGAUUGAAAUUCACGCGGAUAUUGCUCAGAUGUUCUUGGAAUCAACUGAUUUGAACGAGAGAAAGGUUGAGGAGCUGCCAUUCCAGUUGCUCCACUCUGAGAACUGGGAAGAACUACGUGCUUGUCUCACUAAUCUAUACAUGUUUGAUAAGCUCUAUGCUCCAAGACAUCGCAGUGAUCUUAUCAACUUGUGGAACAACCUCGAGAAGCAGUUCAAACCACCAAAGAAUGCUGCUGAGCGUAACGAUCCAAUUCCAUACAACGCCACCAAGGAGUAUAAAUGGUUGAUCGCCCGUUCAUUCCCACAGGCAUCUGGAUUGGUUAUUUCCGAUGUUUUGUAUAACGUUGCCAGUUUCCUUGAGGAGAUAUCACAAUAUGAAGGUGCAGAGGCUCUCUACUUGAAGGCACGUGAUCUCUAUGUAACCAAUUCACAAAUGAUUGAAGCUGCCAAAGUCGAUCGUUCCAUGGGUCGUAUGUAUCACACCAAAUGCAACCACGAUAUGGCAGAUGCCAAGUUCCGUCAGGCUCUCUCUAUCUACACCAAAGAGCGUGGUGCCGAAGACAUUGAGGUGGCUGCCACACUCAACUUACUCGGUUCACUCGCCUGCACUAGAAAUCUACAUGCCGAGGCCAAACAGAUGUUGAACGAAGCCAUGAGAAUUGUGGAGCCACGUUCCGAACAAUAUCCAUUGCUACUCUCUGACAUUGCUUACAGUCUGGGUAGUGUACACUUUGUUGAGGAAGCACGUCACCUCAACAUCGCUGAAGACUACUUUAUCAAGGCAUUGGAAAUCAUCGAGUUGAAACUCGGUGACAUGGACGUCGCCUAUGCCAGAAUCAUUACACGUCUUGGUAGUUUGUACAUUGAAAAGGAUCAAUACAGCGAUGCCGAAUCUUGUUUCAAGAUGGCGUUGAAGAUCUACGAAGGACGUUUGGGAUUGGAGCAUUCUCGUGUCGCCCAAAUUCUCAGACACAUGAUUUCUCUCUACGAAAUGCAAGAGAACUACAAGAUGUCCGAGGAGUGCGCACUUCGUGCUCUUGCCAUCUGCAGAAAGAUCUACGGACCAACUCACUCGCAGGUCGCUGCCAUCUUGGUGCGUCUUGGUAUCGUCUACCAAUCGAUGGAGAAGAAGGAGCAGGCUGUCCAGGUGUUGAACGAAGCACGUGGAAUCAGAGAGAAGGAGUAUGGUGUCAACCACAAGAUGGUGCAACAGAUUGUCGCCAUCAUCAAGGAUGUCACCGCUCCCAAGAUUGUCAAACCACCACCUCCUCCACCACUUCCAAAAUUCCUUGUAUCAAAUCCACCUCCAACACCCGCUCCAGCACCAGUACCACAAGCUGUCCAAACCAAACCACAACACCCACCUGGAUAUAUUCCACCACCACCACCUCCACCACCCGCCAACUACAAAGCAAACCAUCACUAUGCCAACGAUCUUUCUAUUGGCAAUGUAAUGAGAUCUGGAUUACCAACAAUCGUUCAACCGGUUGGAUACCUUCCACAACCAACACCAGCUUAUCCACAACAACUUCAACAACAACAAGUGCAACAACUUCAACAAUUACAACAACAUCAAAUGCAACCACCACAAGUACAACAACAACAAAUGCAACUUCAACAAUUACAACAAAUGCAACAACAACAACAACAAAUGCAACCACAACAGCAACAGCAACAACAGCAACAACAACAAGGAUAUGGUGGAUACCUUGCAUCAUAUCAACCACAUCAACAACCAACCAAAAAGAAACUUUCAGCCAAUGUCUUGCAGCAACAACAACAACAGUUGCGUUCAAAGCAACCACCACCUCAAAAACAACCAGAAUGCGCAUUCAGUGACAUGGUUGCUCAAUACAAUCAACAGAAUCUACGUAAGGCUGCUAAUGUACAAGACAGAUCCGGUGCCUCUGGCGCAGUACAAGCAAUGCUUGGUGAGAAACAGAAUGCCAAACCAAAUGCUUUCAACAAUAAGUUGUUCAAUAUGAAAUCAAAGAAGGUUAGUUGUUCAACAACAAAACAACUUUGA